AUGAGAAACGUUUGCUGCAGCGCGGACAGGAGUCCUGUGCGCAGCCCAGCGGCAGAAGAGGGCGAGGCUGAGAGAAAGGCUGAGCUGGAGACGGAGGCGGCUGGUCCUCCCCAGAGCCUGCAAGAAUGCGGCAGCGGGCCGGGAGCACCCGGAGGGACCAGCUCCCGGGGGCCCUGGUCGGGGCUUGAGGACCCGGCCCGCGGGUGGAUUUCCAGCCUCACGUGGCCGCGGAACAGGGGCGCCUGGAGAGCAAAGAGAGGGACCCUGGGGGUGCCCACCCUCAGAGUGCAGCCUCCUGCCAACGCGGGAAGGAGAGAGGCGGGAGCGGUGAAAGGGAAAAACCUGCCUCCACUGGCUGCGGAGCGUCGGAGAGCCUGGGGCGCUCCGCGCCAUAGUCCUCAAUGCCUCUCUGAACGGUCUUUAGGAAGAGUGCGAGAGAAAGAGCGCGCGCCAGGGAGAGGAGAAAAGAAGAUGAGGAUUAUUUGCAGACAGAUUGUCUUGUUAUUUUCUGGAUUUUGGGGACUCGCCAUGGGAGCCUUUCCGAGCAGCGUGCAAAUAGGUGGUCUCUUCAUCCGAAACACAGAUCAGGAGUACACUGCUUUCCGAUUAGCAAUUUUUCUUCAUAACACUAGCCCCAAUGCGUCAGAAGCUCCUUUUAAUUUGGUACCUCAUGUGGACAACAUCGAGACCGCCAACAGCUUUGCUGUAACAAAUGCUUUUCUGACAAAUUAUCAAAACCAAACUAGGAAGGAGCACACCGAAGAAGGAGCAGAUUUGAAUGAGGAAGAUGGGCUUGGACUUGCAACUGAUAGUGAGCCAGUUACUUGA
Dama dama (fallow deer) is the source of this 828-nucleotide messenger RNA. RefSeq lists its product as uncharacterized. Bases 1 to 828 code for a protein of 275 amino acids. The record is from RefSeq and is a predicted model, not a curated record. Lineage: Eukaryota; Metazoa; Chordata; Mammalia; Artiodactyla; Cervidae. The transcript is spliced from 5 exons.